Chara braunii is the source of this 2666-nucleotide messenger RNA. NCBI's taxonomy places the organism in Eukaryota, Viridiplantae, Streptophyta, Charophyceae, Charales, Characeae. The record is from the annotation of a GenBank genome assembly.
CGGAGUCUUUUGACGGCAGCUGAAAUGCCGCAACGUUUGACGUUAGUUUAAUGAAAAAGGAGAAGAUCUGAAGUUAAUGACUGCCAUUGGAAGUGCUGAGCUUCAGGUUCUCAAAAGAAGGUGAACUGGGAAUGGGAGGAUAGUACUCUGAUGAACCGGGAAAGGACAGUGAUGAAGCAAAAACUUUAAGGGGGUUUUCAACAGUCCUCCUUGAUAACAGUGAGUCCAUGAAGUCACUGAUGCUCCGAGCACAGAGUCUCCUUCUGUGACAGUGACACACCUCACCUUCCAUCUUAUUCACAGCUCUUUGGCGGCAGCAACCAUGGCGACUAGCAGUAAUGCCAGUGGAACCCCCCGCCCCCCUCUAGCUCCUCCUAUACCUGCUGCGGCUCCUGCUGCAGCUCCUGAUAAGCCUGAUGUACCCAGUCCCGCAGCAGGCGCAACAACCGCAGGGGGUCAGGCGGGAGCUGGCGGGAAUACACCAGCGACACUCACAGGUGGCAAUUCGACCGUGCCAACAGCAAGACGAUUGAGUGGAUCGUCGGCGUCCUCUAACCAGCGGCCCGAGUUGCUGGCCAGCAGGGGUUCUGCAAGGGGGGAAGAGAUUGGAGUAGGAGGAGGAGGAGGAGGGAAUGCAGGGCUGCCGUCAACUGCAGGAACCUCCAAAGAGGGAGGGGGGGCUGGCAGACCGUCGGGGGGUAGUGUAGAUCAGACUGGAACCCUUAAGGGAGAGACUGAAGUGGGGAGCACAGAUGCUCCCCUCUCUUCCCCUGCUCCUCCUCCUCCUCCUCUUCCUCCUCCUCCUCCUGGUGCUCCUCUUGCUGUUGCUGGAGCUUCUGCCGAUACCACUUCCGUUCCUAGUGGUGCUGCUGGUGUCUUAACGACGGCGGAAAAGGGGGCCGUUGGGCCUGGUGAGAAAGAGCAAAAUGCCCCUCAGGACAACAAGGGUGGCAUUUUUUCAGACACCCCCUGGGAAGGGUGGCGGAUUCGCGACCCCAACUCCACCACCGCAGAUGCUUUCUCGACUUUUCUCUCCCAGCCGGCUCCCCCCCGUGCCCCUACCCCCAAGGAGGGAAGGGUCCAGUGGUUUGUCGUACCCUUGCAAGAGCUCUGCAUGCGUGUCGUGGCCGAGAACUUCGAACAGUAUCCUAACCUUGGCAAUUUGAAUCUCAAGCAGAGCGAGAAGAUCAUAUCGCUUAUGCGGACAGACCUGCCACUAGAACUCGCAGGUCGACUGAUCUCGGAAGAAAUGUAUUGGAGAAAACGAGCCUGUCUAAGGUGGAAGAAUAGCGACCUCCAUGUUCACGGCGGUUCGUGGAAACAACUUUACUUCGAGAAGAACAUAUCGACGGCUCUCGAAACUUUCGAUCCCACAUCGAUGGAUGUGAUCGCUCUGAAGAGGUUGCUGAAAGUUUCCUACUCUUUUGUCCAUGGUCUGACCAUCAACCAGUUGCCCUCUCAUCUAGACCUCUCUGUUGUGAUUGAUAUUUGUUCUUUGCAAUUGUCUUCGUUGGCCUUGACGUACGGAUUGGCCAACGUGGGGAUGGAUUUCGAUCGGUCCUUGUUCGGGAUGAAGGUGUCGGAUUGCCGCUCGCUCGCGUCUGCGCUGACGCGAGCAGAAUGCCUCACCCAUCUUGAUCUCAGCAACAACUUGCUCGAUGACGACAAGGUUCGAGUCAUUGUCGCCGGGAUUUACGAGAAGCGUACUGUCACACACUUGGAUCUGUCGCACAACCAUGUCACCGAAAGAGGUAUGAGGGCCUUGACCAAGAUCCUCGACGCUCAAAGGAGCACCCUGGCUUUCCUCAACCUGUUUGACAACUUCAUUCACAGCGAAGGCGCCAGAACCCUUGCUAAGGUGCUGCCCGCCAACUCGUCUCUGCUCUCGCUCAACCUUGCUCUCAAUCGCAUCUCAGACGACGGGGCUUCCAAGCUAUUUGAUUCUCUUGUCCAGAACAAAUGCCUGGAGAGGUUGUCGCUGAAUAGCAACCUGCUCUCCGCCCAUUCCGCAUUCCCACUCAAGAAUCUCUUGUUGUCAAACUCCUCGGGGCUCAUUUUUCUUGAUAUUUCCUGUAAUGCGGAGAUCGGAUCGGACGGUGGGGAAGUGAUUAGAGAAGGUUUGGACACCAACACCACCAUGAGAGUUCUAGAUGCGAGGCAAUGUAACAUAGGUCAAAUAUUUGAAUCCUCCAUUGACGAAGUCCUGAGGACACGAUACGAUGCGCUCAUCUGGACAGCACUCCUCAAUGGGAAAGUGCAUGUCGCAGACUACGAUAGGAAUCGCUAUUGAAGAAAGAGGAGGCAUGUGAUGACUUCCUUUGAGCGUGUUGUUUCCCUUCCUCUCCCUCACCUUCACUCUCUGUGUCUCCCCUAUUGCUCUGUGGUUGAGAGGUGUAGAACAUCAAUAACUUGUACAUAUUAAGGAGGAUUCAUCAGUCGACUCGUUGGUCAGCAGCUGAACACACUCAAACAUGGAGCAAGUCCGAGCAACGAAAAUGUGAAGGGUGAAAGGAAAAUGGGUGCCUUUCUGUGAAACACCCACUGCAAAAUAGCCCAGCUUUCCCCCCCAAAGAUUCAUCAUGCCAUUCAUGGAUUGGUUGAAGAGAGACACACGUGAAGCAACAGAAUUUUGAACGGUGAAGGACAAAUGAAAUGGUUGCCUUUCG